Messenger RNA from Lymnaea stagnalis (great pond snail), 11404 nucleotides. NCBI's taxonomy places the organism in Eukaryota, Metazoa, Mollusca, Gastropoda, Lymnaeidae. The record is from the annotation of a GenBank genome assembly.
GGUCAAACAAGAGUGUCGAGAAAAUACUUUUAUUUUAUGUCUGAUGUUUCACGUUGAAUAUUAAUAAUUACCCUCAGUAAACAAUGGAGGAAACAGCACAUCUUUUUGCGUUAGCUCAAGCGCAAAAGUGGUAGUAAACGUAUUUUAUUCUUUCUUUCUUUAUUUUUUCGAGGUGAGUUCGUUAUCUUUGAGUCCAUCGCUGACACAUUUUAUUUGUGUUUUCUGUUUUGGGAUGUUUGAGGUUUUUUGUUUCUGAAGAAUAGAAACGGACCAGCCGGGAAUCGCGUGUUUGGUUACUCAUUCAUUUUUGUAAUUAACUAGUUCUUUUAUGAUUUCCAUAAUAUAUACAUACUCAAUCGGACUAUCAUAAUUCAAAUUCAAUUAACUUAAAUAACUAGAAUCAUCUAUUUCAAUUUCAUUGAAGGAGCUGGUGGAUUAUCCUUACUGUCCUUAGUGACUUAGUGUUAAAUUAAUUGAUACUGUGCGAUUGAUGAAAGACACUAAUUGAGUCUAGUCUGAGUGAACUCUGUCAAGUCCAAAUUAUUAGUAUUAGCCUAUUUACUCUUACUCUUACUUAUUAUUAUUUAGUAGGCCACAUUAAUCUAAUUAUAACAUAAUAUCAAUAUAUUCAUUUCAUUUUAAUUUAUGUAGUUAGGCCUAGGCUUAUAAAUUAUAAAUAAGUCUAAAGGAUAGCCUAAUUUUAAUACUAAUUAAUUUAAUAGUUAUUAAUAGUAAUAGCCAUAUUAUUAUUAUUUAUCUUAUAAAAAAUUAUAAAUAUAGGACUAUUAACAAUUAUUCAUUCUUCAACAUUCAUGUUUGGCCAAAUUAAAUUUUAAAACACCAGUAUUAUCAGAUAUGAUGUGAAUCACUACACUCAUUUGACUUAACAGAUGUCACUGACUAAUUGACUAAUUACAAUUAAAAAAUAAGGGCCCUCCAUAAACGUUAUUAUGCAUCUAGAGGGUAGGAGGGAGAGGUAAAAAAUGGGAGGUUGAUAGAAGAGGUGCAUUUUUAGCAUCUAGUUCUUGCCAAGGGUGCCAUAUAUCCUUGGUACGGUAUAGCACAUAAUUAGCCUAGGUACAUAUUUAUAUAUUUAUACUUUACACUUUACAGCCUAUACAACUUUGGGCAAUCCUCCGAAGUCCGGUCCCAAAAUAUUUCCAAUGAUUACUCCUUGCUUAAAAGUCUUAGGUAUCAUUUUCUUUGAAGUUCAUGUUUGCGGUAGUGGAUGAUGUUGGCCGUCGAGAUGCACAAACACUCGAGUGCAUUAUCACUAACCACGUGUUACCAGGGACAACUAUUGUCACGGAGGCUUGGCGAGGAUAUCAAAAUGUCGGUCAGCUCAACAACAGGAUUUUUGCAUGCGCAUGAAUUUGUUGAUUCUCAUUAGACCAGCUCAUUCACACAGAAACUAUUGAAGGACUUUGGAUGCAAGUGAAAUGUAAACUCCGAUAUCAGAGUGGUACUAGUCACAGUCUGUUUUCCAGCUACUGGGGGGCCUUUCAGUGGUGCAGCUGUCACAUUCAGAACGUUUUCAGCUGCUCUUUGCAAAUGCUAUGCACCAAUGACAACAUUUAGUAUUUACUGACUGGUUUGUGAAGUGCCAGUUAUUUUGCAAAAGCUAUGACUGACAUUUCUGCUGUUUUCUAACAAUACACACUGUGCAUUGCAAUUUUUUUCAAACGAAAUAAUUUGGGACCGGUCUUCAAAGGAUUGCCCAACUUUAGGUCAAAUAAUUAAUUGAUUACUGUAACUUACUACUCAUAGUUCAAACUUUAACUUGCCAGAAUGAUACUACCUGCAAUGAAAUGUUAAUUGUAUUCUAUGCUACAUUUUUAAAAACUGUUGAUGCACAUUUGUGACAACAAAUACUUUGAAACUGAAAUUUAUAGCUGUUUGAUUAAUUUAUAUAGGUUGAUUAUCUUUAUAACUUAUAACUGGUAAAAAUUUUUAAAUUAAGAUAAAUUUAUUUUAUAAAUAUUUGUUUUCAUAACAUUGUAUUGUACACCUUUUAUCAUACCAAAUAAAAACAGGACAGAAACAUUCUGAUUAAGAUAACAAUUUUAAACUAUUAAAACUUUCAUUUGAGACAUUUUAAAAAUAUUUUCAAGCCAAAAUGUCACUGAUUGCUAAAUAAUUAAUUUUUUGAAAAUCUGUAGACCUAUACUAAGCCUCCUAAGGGCUACCAAACACAUUUUAAAAAAUCCCCCUCAGUCACUCUCAAUACUGUAAAAUAAUGAACAGCCAAAUUCUUUUGGAAGAAUAAUCACAACCAUCGUGCUUUGCAUCCCAACAGAAUGCUUUUAAAUGAAAACAAAAUUGUAGAACUUUGGCUCAUAAGUCAAAAUUUAACAUGGAACUUUAAGUGACAUAAAUUACAAAAAUAAUCGUAUCAUGCUAUUUAUUAGUGCUAUUAAAUUUUGUUCUGGAAUGCAUUUCAUACUUUUGUUUUUGAACACACAUAUUUCUUUCAGGAUGCGAACAAGUAAAUGCUGUGCACAGUUAAAAAAAAGUCACACUCUUUCUUUUUAGCCGCCAUUUUAUGAAAAUUGGCAAAAAUACAAGAGAAAAAAAACCACAAAAAAAUUGUACUCUUAAAGUGAAUAGAUCUGAGGAGGUAAACUCAGAAUGGCAACAGCUCUGCAAGGGUGUCCAAACUCUCACCAGGACUUGAUGGCCAUUAAUAUGCACAAUGCAUCGGGCACUUUGGUUGAUGAUAAUGACGUCGGUAAUGAUACCGACAGGCGAAUAGAUCCGCCAGUCAAUGGUCAGGUCAGCAAAGACAUCAUUACUGAUGAUCUUGUCAGACGGAAGGCGUUUCGCUGGUGUCAGGAUUCUAUAGGCGGUGCUUGGCUUCAGCUGUCAUCAGAUAAGGAUCUUCAGAUUGAACCUGUCGGGUAAAUAGUUUUAUUCUUUGAAAGCUGUUGUUAGUUUUUUCAGUCUUGAAUUUAAAUUACUCAGCUUCCAAGUGUAGUGAAAAUGCUUAAAGUUAAGAACCAUUUUUAAAUCAUUGACAAAUUUUGCAUUCUUGAAGCUAGGAUAGUCUUCAUAUUUAUUUUAUUUUGGUGUAAAAUAGGAUUUUAAGUGUAAAAAAAAAAGGGAUAGCAAGAGUUCUUUAGUGGUGAAAAAAAAUUAAUGGAAAAAUAUUGUAUUAUUUAGAAUUAAACAAUUUUUUCUUAGUGCACCAGAUCACAUUAUGACCAUUUUAUCCUAUUAAAAUAUUUCCAGAAAUUGUCAACUUUCUGUUAAUUUGCAUGUAAUAUUUCUAUAAAUAAGUUAGAGGAGUUAUUUUUAAGCAGGUCAAAUGAACAUUUAUCCUUUCCCCAGUGGUGGAAUGUCAAACUAUUUGUACCUGAUAUCUCUACCUGACGGCACAAGGCCACACUGUUCUGAGCCAACACAAGUUUUAUUAAGAAUCUAUGGGCAGAUCAGCAAGUCCACCCUAGAUUUUCUAGUGCAUAACUCUGUGGUCUUUGCAUUGCUUGCAGAGAGAAAGCUUGGCCCAAAACCCUAUGGAAUGUACCAUGAUGGAAGGAUUGAAGAGUUCAUUAAGGUAGCAGUUCAUUCUGUAACUGUGUUGUAUUAAUAGUAAUAUUUUUUCAAGACAAAUUUGGGUGUAUGUGUUUUUUUUGUUGUUGUUGUGUUUUUUACCUUUUCUUUAUAGAUUGGAUAAAUUGAGAACAACUUUAUAUUUUUACAUCCUAAUCUGAUAUUUUUAAAAGGGUUUUUAUACUAUUUUGUAGGAAAAUUAUAUUUUGUAAAGCAAAAUCUAAAAUAAUUCUUUGUUAAUAUUUUAAAAAUAUUAUUUACAAGAGAAAAGCAUUCCAAAAACUAUACAAAUUUGCCAAUUUGCCAUCAAGUUUUGAAUUUCCAAAAUAUUUAAUUAUUAUUUACACUUCUAGUAAUUUAUGUAAUCAUAUCUACCAAAAUUAUAAUAGACUUCCGAAUUUGAAAAAAUCUACAAUGGAAUAAACAUAUCUCCAAACUCACUUUCAGUAUGUUUGCUUUUGGUAACCUUUUCGCUAGCUGCCACGAAAAUACUUGCUAACUGCCCUCAAAAUACGAAAAUAUGACAAAAAAUUCAUUUUUUGUUUACAUUCUGACCAUCUCAUGUUGUUUUUUUAAUUAACUUCCUGUUCUGUAAAAUAAAAUCUCAAAAUGAAUGUAAGAAUUUAAAUAUAUAACUAGUUUUCCUCUGAAUCAAUCGUGACGCUGACAGUGGCUUAUGGCCAUGACCAAAGGAAUUUUUGAUGCUACCAGUGGCUUAUGGUAGUUAACCAAUUAAACCUGCUAAGUCAUACGCCUCUGUCACGGAAAAAAUUAUUUGUUACCACCUGUAGAAUUAAACCGGACUUGAUUUUGAAAGGAAAUUGUUUCAGUAUAAAGAUUUAAUAUCAUUUUUCAAUUUCAGGCACGACCUCUAAAGCCAGAUGAUCUCCGCAAGCCAGACGUUAUGGAUAUGGUUGCGGAAAAAUUAGCACAAUUCCACAGCCUGGACAUGCCACUUUGUAAAAAACCAAGGUGGUUUAAGAGUUUGGUUAGAGGGUAAGCAGGGUUAAAUUUGUUUCUUUAAGGCUUACUAUUAUUAUUAUGACCAGCAAUGACACAGAUAUGUUCAUAAAUUGAAUCUGGUUUUGUCAGUCUGAUAAAACGAUGAUUUUUUUCAUUAUCCAGAUGGAUCAAAGAUAUACAGAACAACUUUGCUUCUAACAGCACCACUAUUGCUCGACUUCUCAAGAUGAGUCCAUCCUUCGAUAUGGACACAGAGUUCAAUGAACUGCUGUAAGUUUUCUUAAACAAAAAACAAACAUAAGGUAAUAUUGUUUUAAAGGGGGUUAACCAGUUUGAAAAAUAUUUUUAAUUAAAUUGAAAUCAGUUGUUUUAAAACUGGCGUUUGUUAUUGGUGGGGAGUAUUUAACCCUUUUUAUUUUCUAUACUGUAAAGGAAAAUCCAUGGUGAUGCUGAUGCUCAAAAAAAUUCUGUUGCUACUAAACCUCUUUUUCUUUUAUAAUUAAUUUUUUGUAGCUGGAUUGUUGUAUUGAAUUUAGACUUUAAAAUGACUAUCGAAUCAAGAAUUUAUUUUGAGUUAUUCUCAUCUGUCUGCUAUUUCAUUUCUUAAAUUAAUUGUGUUUUUUAUAAUCUUUCAGAAAAACUGCCAAUGACCUCAAUUGUCCGAUUGUGUUUUGUCACAACGAUUUACAAGGAGGUAACAGCAAGGGUUUUUUUUUCUUCCCCCCCUUUUUUUUUUAUAGUAUAGUGUUUUAGAGAUUGUAUAGAAUUUUGAGUUUUACUAAAGGCAAUCAUUUCGUCUCGUUUUGAGUUUUACUAUGUGUAAUCAUUUUGUAUAGAGUUUUGAGUUUUACUAUAGGCAAUCAUUUUGUCUUGAGUUUUGAGUUUUACUAUAGGCAAUCAUUUUGUCUUGAGUUUUGAGUUUUACUAAAGGCAAUCAUUUCACCGAUCAAGAGUAACACCCAAGUCAUGCUUUUAUUUAGUGAGGUUUUUAAAUAAAACUAGCCACAACAUGAUCAGUUCAGUAGAGAUUUUUGCCUUCUUAAUAAUUAAAAAAAAAACGUUAGUUUGAAAUACUGAGAUUUAAUAUACCAGCAAGACCAUAUACUAGUGUGUAGUACUUGAGUGAUCAUAUGCUAGUGUGUAGUACUUGAGUGAUCAUGUGCUAUUGUGUAGCACUUGAGUGAUCAUGUGCUAGUCUGUAGUACUUGAGUGAUCAUAUGCUAUUGUGUAGUACUUGAGUGAUCAUAUACUAUUGUGUAGUACUUGAAUGAUCAUAUACUCUAGUGUAGUACUUGAAAGAUCACAUACUAUUGUGCAGUACUUCUAAGAUCAUACCCUAUUGAAUAGUACUUGAACUCAGUGUCAGGUAGCUACAUUAUAUCAAUUAAAUUUCUCCAGGAAAUAUAUUGCUGGCUGAGAAGGCUACACCUUUAACACCAAGAAUGACUAUCAUCGACUGGGAAUAUGGCCACUAUAACUAUAGGUAACAUUUAUCUGUAUAUUAAAGCUAUUUUUUUUUUAUUAUUCAGCUAAUAUUUAAGUAAGGUCUACGUAUUUAAAAUUUAUUUCCGUCACAUGAAGUUUGUAAUCUGAAGCAACAAAUUUCAAUAAUCUAGGUCAGUGGUUCAAAAAAGUUUUGACUCGUGAAUCUUAUUUAGAAUAAAUUUGAUGGGGGGCCCCCCCCCCCCCCCCUGGGCCUACAAGUCUUACAAGUUUACAAGUCCCCAAUGUCUUACAAGUUUACAAGUCCCCAAUGUCUUACAAGUUUACAAGUCCCCAAUGUCUUACAAGUUUACAAGUCCCUAAUGUCUUACAAGUUUACAAGUCCCCAAUGUCUUACAAGUUUACAAGUCCCCAAUGUCUUACAAGUUAAUGAUGUUAAGGUUUUUAUUUUAUUCCUGGAGCGGCGGCAUAACCCCUGAGAAGUGCAUGCCAAGCCCUUAGAGCCCUAAGGAGCACAUGUUGGGAACCACUGAUCUAGUUGAGAAGAACUGUUUGUUUUCAGAUAUCCAGCUGAGUAACUUUUUUGUUCUCCUCAGAGGGUUUGACUUAGGCAACCAUUUCAAUGAGUGGAUGUUUGACUAUUCCAUGGCUGGUCAGCCUGGAUUUGAGUGGGUGGCUGCCAAUUAUCCUUCUAAAGAAAUGCAGGUUGGUCCAACUGGUUUUCUAUUAGCUUUUAUUUUUAUUUUUAAUCAACAAUUUUAGUAAUAAUUGGUAGUCAAACAUACAUAAAGCAAAAAAAAAAUGUGUUUGGUCCAAUGGGCUCUGGAGUGGGAAAAAAAUAUUUAUUUUCUUGAUCCUGACAGUGACCACAAUUGUCUUGUGCCUACUCUGACAAAAACUCCUCAACUUCACCACCAUGGUUGUGAAUGCGCCUUAUAGGUCAAGAUGACACUUAAAUUUAGUAGGACUUACAUUAUUAGAUUCAAUGGAUAAAAUCUCACCGUUACAUCUUCCUCAAAGAUAGUGCAGAAAGUUGUUCUUUAAAGAUGAUGGCUUUUUUAAUUCAUAAGUUUACCCAUGUGCAGAAAAAUAUUUCUUUGUUUUGAGAACUGACUAAAUUGUGUUUCCUAAGAAUACGAUCCAACAAAUUUUUGUUACAUUUAAUAGGACCUUGGCACUAAAAGCUGUAUACCAAAUUGGAGUUAUGUAGCAUUUCGUGAAUUUAAUGUGAUAAGCCAAACUAAAAUACUUGCACACUUCUAGCUCAUGUGAUUUUUAUAAAAAGUGGGUAAGCCUCUCCACUUAAAGAAGAACACUGUUUGUCACAGAAAAACACUGGCAAGUUAUUUUUUACAGGCUGCUUCGAAACGUCUUUAGUUCACCAAUGCUGAUAAAUGUAAAUAAAACAUAAUGCUGAUUUCUAGGAUUUAACUUUUUUUUUUUUUAAAUUUUCAGUAUCAGUUUUUCCGCUCGUACCUCAGGGCCUCGGGUAAAGAGGAGAUAACAAAGGCGGACCUUACGAGCAUUUACAAAGAAACAAACACCUUGGCUCUUCACUCUCACUUCACCUGGGGCGUGUGGGCCAUGGUACAAGCCCAGACGUCCAGCAUCGACUUUGAUUACUCUGUAAGUUUUCCCUUUACUUAUCCUUGCUGAAGUUUUUUGUUUUGUUAUACUAUUAUGUUUAUUUUAUAGCGAAAAGCUUUUUAUUAAACUCCUUAUUUUUUUUUCAUUUGAGCUUCUGCCAAAUGAAUGUAGUCAUCACAAUUAUUUUAAGUAGGACAAAUGUCUCUUCCCAAUGCCUUUGUUUAUGUGUUUUUCUAAAAUCAUUAAAAAAAAAUUAAAAAUUAUCAUUAUCUCUUAUGGAAAGUUAAAAAAUUCAACUCCUACAUAUAAGCUUUGAAAUAAUUUAGCUAAAAUAAAUGGUUUAUAGGACAUCUUACACCACCUGUCGAUAAAAAAAAUGUAAUAAUUAAUCACUGAAUAGAACAGUGCAUUGAUACAUGGAAACCAUCCAAGAAACUAAAAAAUAAAUGUAUUUUGUAAGUACAUUAGUAAAAGAUGAAUUAUUACAAAAUUCAUUUUGAUGGCAUUAAAUAUCUAAUUUGAUCACAUGGUUGCUAGAUGUACUAUCUACCUAAAUUUUCUCUUGUGUGGGCCCACUUACUGAUGCCAUUCCAUAACAGUGGAAUGCUGAGGGGAGAUUACAUGUAUUAGCUUUGUGUAAAUAGAAGAUGUUAUUUCCACAUUUGUUGUUUCUCCAUGCAGAGCUAUGCUCCACCAAUAGAUUACUCUGUGAGUUCCCAUGCAUGUUUUUAUUGGUUUCGUUUUAUCCUUCUUAUUUUCUGAGCUGGGUUUUUGGUGAUGGCAUGAAAUGGGUUGACAGUAUUUCUAUUACCAAAUGAUUUCCCAUGUCUGUGAAUAUGAACUACCUAAGGUGGAUUUCUCUCACCUGUUUGUAUUUGUACUAAUGAAGAUAGAUUUCCCUUGUCUACAUCUGCACUACUAAAGGUUGAUUUCUGUUGUCUGUAUCUGUACUUCUGAAGGUUGAUUUCCCAUGUAGUUAACCGAUUUUAAGUGGCACAUGCAUAUGAUAAUUGUUGAUCCUUAUUGAAGUCUAUUUGUGCAAUAGUCAAAUCUAGUCCUUUUAACACUAGAGACCUUGUAUUUGAUUGUGAUGAGGUUAUGGUAGAUUUCAUCAAGGCUACACCCAUUAUUAUUACAAGCCAAAAAUAAUAUUGAAAAAUAACAAACCAACUUUCUUGGUAUCAUUACAUAAGAGAAUAUAUAAUUUAUGACGGCAGUCUUGCAGUUGUAAGUUGUAGCCUUUAACAAACAGAUAAAGAAAUAAAACGAUCACAUGACUUAUUUUGCUUUCAAGAGGCAGUGUUUCUUAGACUUUAUACAUGUCAUGUUUUUAAUUGGGUUUCUGUUUGGACUUUCUGAUACAAAUCCUAAGCAUAUUGCAAUUUACAUAAACUAACGCAUGUAGGGCAGCAACUGAGAGCUGCAUGAAUGGCUGUGUUAUGUUGCUGAUAACCUAUUAAAUGCUUGCUGUUAGGGGCCAAUCCAUCAUCUCAAGCCCCCGAGCUCUGGUUAUUUGAUCCCCUUCUGUAUUACAAAACUCUAAUCCCCUGCCUUUCUCCCUCUUUUUUUAUUUAUCCCAAAUUUAGAAUAUUUCUUUGCUAGUGCUUGAGCUAUUAAAAGUUAAAAAUAGAUGAUUUACAUCUGUGCUUGUUGUCUCACCUGUAGAGACUGGUCAGUGGAACAUGCAUUCCCUGUGUGGUCUCACCUGUAGAGACUGGUCAGUGGAACAUGCAUUCCCUGUGUGGUCUCACCUGUAGAGACUGGUCAGUGGAACAUGCAUUCCCUGUGUGGUCUCACCUGUAGAGGCUGGUCAGUGGAACAUGCAUUGUCUGUGUGGUCUCACCUGUUGAGACUGGUCAGUGGAACAUGCAUUGUCUGUGUGGUCUCACCUGUUGAGACUGGUCAGUGGAACAUACAUUGUCUGAGUGGUCUCACCUGUAGAGACUGGUCAGCGGAACAUGCAUUGUCUGUGUGGUCUCACCUGUUGAGACUGGUCAGUGGAACAUGCAUUCCCUGUGUGGUCUCACCUGUAAACACCAACGUGCCUGCCAAGCCCAGGAAUUAUUUGGGAAGUGAAAAGGGGAAUUUCAUUCAAUACGACAUAAAUUAUUUUCUUUAAACAUGCAACACAAUUUUGUUGGGUGCUUCAAACGGACUUAGUGCAUCGAUGAGAUUUGUUAGAAUAGGUUUUAGUAUUUAUUUGAAAUGAUAAAAUGUUUACAGUUGUAAAAAAAAGGCAUGAAAAUUACAAUGUGUUGGAUGAUAGCCAUUCCUGUCUUGCAAAUUCAUUGUUAAAUUAAAAUUUAAUAUUCACUAUCUAGUUUUAAAAUGAAUUUGGAAGCCAGGAGGCACACAAAACAAGUGUUUAAAGAAAAUUCAGAUGUGUUAAAAAAGUUAGGGGGAAGCUCUACCAAUGACAAAGCAAAGUGAACGUUUCACGAUAUAAAAAUGUCAAUAUAAUAUACUGGCACAUGUAAUUUAAAAAGUAGCAUUCCCUAAAUCUGGAGGAAGAAUUCAUUAUGCCCCAGGUGGUGUACAAGUAGUUGGUACUGAAUGAAUGGUGUUCGCAACACUUCUUUUCCUAACCAACAUACUCAUGCUGGGCUGUCUGCUCAGUUAAUUUGUAGUGUGUGUGUGUGUGCAUUUCUCCUGAAUGGUGAGGAAUGCUUUUACAUGAAACCUAACUUGCUUUAUAUUUACGAUUAGUAAAGCCAAUCUCUCUCUCUCGCUACCCAUUGUACCCGAAUCUUUUAAACCUUUUUACCUUUAUCAUAGUCCGGCUCUUAGUUAUUUCUUUAAGAGCUUUAAUUUUUAUUGAUUUAUUGAAACUGCAUUGACUUUAUUUUGUAAAGAAACAAAGAAGAAAAAAAAGAAAGUUAUUAAAGAAAAAUCAUGUUACAAAACCAAGGUGAUUUAUAAGGUUUAAAUCCUCAGAUCAUGAAAAUUUAAUAUUUGUUUUAAACUUUUUUUUGAGAUUUUAAAUAUACAUAAUCAAUUGUUAACUUAUAAUUUUUUUGUUAUCUUCAUCAUCAAUCAGGCCUACGCAUUAACAAGGUUCGAGUCGUAUUUCAAGUUAAAAAAGAAUCUACCACAGAUUAUAGCAGAGGCCAAUGGCUAACUCGGACUCUCACAUCAAGGGGACCAUGAUCAACCAAUUUGUGCAUUGUCGGCUGGUUUUGGAGACUGUCAUUUACCUCACAGUUGUGUGAGGUGGGGGUGAGGAGAAGAGGCUUGGGUCUCCUGUACGGUAGGUGUAAUAGGCAAUCACUCUGUCCUGCCAAUCUUGACAUGCCCACAACUAAAUUGAUCAGCACAGCUGUUCAGAGGAAUGUAUGUGGGAUUUGAACAGAGAGGAGAAAUCACAACAGUUUUUAUCAUCUAGCAACAGACAAUGUUUGGCCCCUUAACACAGGGUAUUAAAUCAACCUGCACCUUUAUUUGUCCAGCCAUCUUUUCUUUUUGAGGACUAAUAUUUUUGUUGUGCAUGAGGGUGGGGGCCAUAUAACAAGAGAAACUUUUACCAUGAAACAUAAUAUGCAGUUUAGUACUGAUUUUUUUUGUUCCUCCUUAUCAUUAAUAAUGGAACCAAUAUUAGGUCUUAAACAGCGGAGUGUGAUUUUUGUACAUUUUUUUCAUUUAAUAUAGCCUGACAUCUUCACACAUCUGUUGGUUUUUAAGUGUGGCAAUAAUUGUGGCCUCGCUUUAAGAAAUGUUGAAGUAUCAUGAUGUAAAAUAAUAAUCAAACUGGAGUUAUCUGCCUUGAAUACCUCGGUUGGCAGUCUGAGGAAUUGCUUAACAUCACUUAUGUCACAACUUUAAACAAUUUAUCAUGAAUGUAAACACACAGAUUGGCAUUUUGGGG